AUUGACUGGAGAAUAGUGGAACACAACCUUUAAGUGGGAGGGAUGAGGUAAAGAUUUCUUAGAGGUUAAGGUAGUGAGCUGUAAUGCAAUACUCCCUAAUAGUAUCGUAAUGUAUAGUAGCUUAAAAAAGGAAAUGGUGGUUAGAUCACUUAGAUGUGAUUUGAGCCGCUUGAGGAUAAAUAGUACUCCGUACUGUGUAAAUCAAGCAUACCACCAAAUUAAUAGGCGGUUUGACAACAUUUUUUUUCGGCUUAUCAAUCAUCUUUUUUAUCAAACACAAUCAACCAAUGCAGUCACUUCAGCCAGAACUUCAUAAAUUUCAGCAGAAUCAACUAAAUCAGCCCAUUUUCGUGCUACCCAACUAGCUCUAAUUGCCGUGACGCUUAAUUACGGCAGAAGUGGCGCGGCUGCAAGCGGUGGGUACAGUGUCUUCUCAUUUUCCAAGUGAAAUCUAAUUAUGACUAAUUACCGGCGCGGGCCGCAGUCCCAUACACAUAUACAGAGUAGAGGCCGCCGGCUGGCUUUUCAUUCACUCAUUCGAAAUUACACAGUGAAAAUUCAGAAAAGAUCGAGUGACAGAAAUGGGAGUUCCUUCGUUUUACAGAUGGUUAGUGGGUAAAUACCCCAAAAUAGUUGUGAAUGCAGUUGAAGAAGAAACGGAUUCCAGCUUGCCCAACCCCAACGCAGGAUUGCUUCACGAGUUCCAUAACUUUUACGUGGACAUGAAUGGGGUCAUUCAUCACUGUUUUCACCCCGAGGAAGCGCUCUUUCCUCCUACAACAAACGAGGAAGUGUUUGAGGCCAUAUUUGAUUACCUUGACCGCCUCUUUAACAUUGUACGCCCUCGGAACCUGCUUUACCUUGCAAUAGAUGGAGUCGCCCCAAGGGCGAAGAUGAACCAACAGCGGUCUCGGCGUUUUAGGACCGCUAAGGAUAAGCAGAUAAUGGUAAUUUAUUUUUACACUUUUCUUUUUUUUUCUUCUUUUUUCUUUUUUUAUUUACUUUUAAUCUUUUUACCACGGGGCAGGGGAGGGUGUUGGAGGAUCCUACGGUAAUUGGGUAAACAAGACUUAAACUUCUUCCAUAGAGUUUCAAAUUCUAAACCUCCGUCAUAUGAGAGUGAGAGAGUGAGUGGGCGACCACUAAACUGGACUGCUUCCUCUUAUCCUUGCACUUCUUUUUUGGAAUAGGAGGAGAUGAAGCUAAGGAAAAGGUUUGCAAGUGAGGGUAAGCAGGUGCUGGAGAAAGAGGAGUCUCAAGUGUCAGACUCGAAUGUAAUCACUCCUGGCACUGCCUUUAUGUAUACCCUCUCUCUCAAGCUACAAAGUUACAUCCAAAACCAGAUCAAAUCUAACAAGGGAUGGAAUGAUAUCAAGGUUAUUCUGUCGGACUCUAAUACUCCCGGGGAAGGAGAACACAAGAUAAACUCUUUUAUUCGUGCCCAACGAACUUUCCCAGAUUAUGAUCCCAACACUCGGCAUUGUCUGUAUGGUUUGGAUGCUGACCUGAUAAUGUUGGCAUUAGCUUCCCACGAGCUUCACUUCUCUGUUUUGAGGGAGAAUGUGUUGAUUCAGGAUGACAUUUCGAGCGGGUUAUCAUCUCUUCAGCUUAGCCUCCACAAAGCUGAAAGUCAUACUCAUGAUGAUGGUGUUGUUACAUGUAAUAAGGUGAAGCACUUCCGUGAAGCCAAGAAUAAAUUUCAGUUCCUCAAUGUUUGGGUGCUUAGGGAGUAUUUGGACCUUGAAAUCUGCCCAAAUCUUAUAGAGGAUGCUAAAGUUCAUCCAAACAAUAAUAAUGCUGGCGCUUACUUUCCAGAAGCUUCUAAAUCCCAACUGGACAAAGAGAAAAGAGUGGAACCACUGGAACGUCCAAGUGGUUCUAAAGCUGAUUUGGAAAGAGUUAUUGAUGAUUUUGUUUUCAUGUGUUUCUUUGCUGGGAAUGAUUUUCUUCCUCAUAUGCCAACCCUUGAUAUUCAUGAGGGGGCUAUUGAUCUUCUUUUAUAUGUAUACAAGAAAGAGUUCAAGAAUCUUGGUGGGUAUUUGGUUGAUAUUGAAAGGGUUGAUGCACCGAAAGGUGGCUGCAUUAAGUUGUCCAGAGUUGAAAAGUUUAUCCUCUCUGUUUCUGCAUUUGAGGAGAAGAUAUUUAUGAAAAGAAUGAAAAUCAGAGAAAAGAGAAAUAGGCGGAUUGUGUGUGCAAGUGAGGAUGACGAUCUGCAGGACGAGGAGGGAAACAAUGAUGUAGUUUUUGAUUCAAAAAAGGGCGUUGACAUCUCCGCCCUAGAUAUUCUUGAAAAUACAAAGGAAUUGAAGCAGAAGUUGAAGGACAGCCUCCGUCAUAAUGCCGAUACCUUCAAACAUGGUGUAGUUGGAGAUAAGGUAAAGCUUGGUUUUCCUGGUUGGAGGGAGCGAUAUUACAUGCAAAAAUUCAAACUGCAAAGCCAAGCAGAUGUGGAAAGAACUCGAAGGGAUGUUGUUACACACUACACCAAGGGCCUUCUUUGGGUCCUAUUAUACUACUUUAAGGGGGUACCAUCUUGGGGCUGGUACUACCCAUAUCAUUAUGGCCCGUUUGCUUCAGACAUGAAAGGGAUGGCACAGACAAAUGUGAAAUUUAAGAUGGAAGAACCUUUUAAGCCCUUUGAUCAGCUAAUGUCGGUCCUUCCUCCUGGGAGUGCUCAUGCCCUCCCAAAUGCAUACCAAAGGCUCAUGCAGGAUGACAAGUCAAGCAUAAUUGAUUUUUACCCUAUGGACUUUGAGACGGAUAUGGAUGGGAAAAGAUUUUUGUGGCAGGGUAUAACAAAAUUGCCAUUCAUAGAGGAAAUGCGUCUUAUGGCGGAGACAAAGAAGCUUGAUCUAAGCCUCACGGAAGAUGAGCGGAAGAGAAACGCAGAGAUGAAGGAGCAGUUGUUCAUGGAUAAAUCAUGUGCACUGGCAGUGCAUAUUUUGUCUUGCUUCAAAGAAGGUAGCAGCAGUGGUCUAUACGAGAGUAAUCCCAUAAAAGUUGAUGGUUCGGCCUUGAGGGGUGGCGGAAUUUGCGGUAUGGUAUGGCAAAAUAAAGACCAUAGCAGUGAUGCACCAGGAAACACUUUGUGCGUGUUUUUUCAUGUAUCUCCAAUCUCUCCUUUUAUCCCCCGAGUAUUAGCUGGUACGGACUACCCCGAAAAGAUGGUGAGUGAAGUUGAUAUUGAUAAAACAGUAGUACUCUGGCAUGAAGAAUUCCAUGGCAGAACUACAGCCAGUUGUUACAGCAGCAACAGCAGGCCUCUUCCUCCUCCUAACUAUCAAAGCUCCAAGGAUAUACCAAAUGAUGAUGGUGGCAGAAAAGGUGCCGGGGGCUCUGGAUGGAAUAGCAGCGGGAAGACGCGUUGUCGACCCGAAUUGCAGAAGCAUAACAGAUACACCCCGCUGCCACGACCCCAAUGUGCACAACCCCCAACACCCAUGCCAGUUUCUGCUCCAAGAAACCAAUGGCAGCGGCAUCAACCCCCUCCUGUCGCAAUGCCAUCCUAUCAGGGCGGGCCGCGAUACAACAAUAAUGUCAUCAGUUCUCCGUGGCAGGGUUGCGGGGUGAAUGAUUCUAGUCCACCAAUGUCAGUUCCUGGUCCAAGAAAUCCAUGGCAGCGGCAUCAACCCCCUGCUGUCCCAACAUCAUAUCAGGGCGGGACACGAUACAACAGUAAUGUCAUCAAUUCUUCGUGGCAGGGUUGCGGGGUGAAUGAUUCUAGUCCAAACACAAUGUCAGCUUCUGCUACAAGAAAUCAAUGGCAGCGGCAUCGCCCCCCCACUGAUGCACCAUCAUCAUAUCAGGGCAGGGCACGAUACAACAAUAAUGUCAUCAGUUCUCCGUGGCGGGGUCAAUGAUUCUAGUCCCGCUGAUUCAUGUAGGUGGAAGGGGAAAUGAUCUAGUUGGCAGGCAACACAAUAGAUAAUCAGUAAGGUCUAGGGCAGACUGGCCGGCUGCUCAACCGCCUCAACGUUUUGCUUUAGCUCGUCCUUUUGACCGAUCUGCCAACGAGUCAGAUAUGUGUUCUGGCGUUUUUCUCUUUUUGAGUGCGAAUGAUGAAGAUGAAGAUUCUCUUGGGGCUUUACUUUAUAGUAAUAACUUUAAAUAUAAGAUGUCCAUUUUGUGACGACCUCUACUUUUGAAUGCUAAUCUAAUGUAGUCAGUAGUCUAGUAAUAUGCAUGGUCCUUUUGUGAAGCCUAAUGAGAGUUGGACAGUAUUCACCAUAAGUAUAUUUGUGAGUACUAUUGUUGGCUUAAAUAGCCAGUCAGCAAUACAAGAGUAUAUAUACAUUAGAG
Molecule: messenger RNA, 4299 nt
Organism: Cuscuta europaea
Lineage: Eukaryota; Viridiplantae; Streptophyta; Magnoliopsida; Solanales; Convolvulaceae
Source: the annotation of a GenBank genome assembly